CUCGUUAACUAAGUUUCUUCACUCUCCACUUCAUAAUAUCAACUUCAUUCUAAACAAUUAGAAAGAACAAAUUAUACAUGUCUCCACAAACAUAAAGAAUAUUAGUUGUUUAAGGAAGAUAUAUUAUUUAGAAUAUGAAAUAUACCGGGAAAGUAAUUAUAUGUGUGUGGGCGAGUACCCAUGGGGCGGGUUUACCUAAACCCAAACCCUACCCGACCCGGUGAAUAGUGUAGCGGGUUUAAACCCGAACCCGGCCCAAACCCCGUCAACACGGGUUGGGUCGGGUGGAUACCCGUGGGUUCGGGUUUUGUUGCCAUCCCUACCGUAGGGUUUCUACUUUCUUGAACAUUUCUAUCAUCUCAAAAUCCCUAAUCUCCUUUCUUUGCCGCCUCGUCGUAGCCAACCAGAAUAAACCCUGGGGUCGGUACAGUCAUUGACUCGCUUCUGCUUCGCCUGCUGUUCUAAAUAGCCUGCUGCCUGAUCGCGACGCCGUUCUUGUUGCUCCGUCAAUUGGCCGCGGCGCCAAGUCAUAUGCUUUUAGCGGCGUGUUCGCCAUCCUCCGAAGGUCGUCGUGUCUCCGGGCUAGGAUCAGGUGACUAAGAGGGGGGGCCUUAGUCACAUGACUAAGUCAAUCUCAGCCCUUCCACCUCAUUAAAAUCGAAUGGUUCAGAUUAAUUCAUUUUAAUGAAGGGUAAUAUGGUAAUUAUAUAAUUAAUUUAUUUAACAAUUAAAAAAACAAUCCAAUUCCCCGUCCGCAUCCGCGCGCCCGUUUCCUGGGCAUUUUCCGGCGACCUGCGCCUCCGUUCCCAGGGCCGUGGGAUUAAUUUCCCCACCCAAAAAGCUUCUGCCCAAACAAGCUUUUAUCCUCCCAACCCAACCCGAGAGAGAGAGAGAGAGAGAGAGAGAGAGAGAGAGAGAGAGAUUUUUUUGUUUUUUUUUUCUACUGACCGGAGGAGACUUUUCCGGCGGCCGGAGAAGGUUUUUCCGGCGAUAGUGUUGAAUUUGUGAUGUUUGUCGUUUAUUUUGUAAUGUUCGUAAACUUUGUUAUUUUGUAAUGUUUGUGGGUUCUUUUGUAAUGUUUGUAAGAUUUGUUAUUUUUGUGCACCAUGUCUAUCAUUUUUGUCAACCAUGUUUGUAAUGUUUUUUAUGUCUAAAAAACAACCUGGUUAACUUUUGGAUGGAACUCCUCUAUAUAGAGAUGAAGCCUCCAAAGUCAACCCGUGUGUUUUUCGAGUUUGUAUGAAAUUUUGGUCUAAUUUGUCAUUUUUGUCCACCAUGUUUGUAUGUCUAAAAAACACCCGGGUUGACCUUGGGAAGGAGCCCCUCUAUAUAGGAAUGGAGCCUCCAAAGUCAACCCGGGUGUUUUUUCAGUUCGUAUGGAUUGUCGGUCUAGUUUGUCAUUUUUGUCCACCAUGUUCGUACUGUUUGUAUGUCUAAAAAACACCCGGUUUGACUUUGGGAAGGAGCCCCUCUAUAUAAGGAUGGAGCCUCCAAAGUCAACCCGGUUGUUUUUUCUUUUUGUAUGGUUUGUAUUGUUUGUCGGUCUAGUUUGUGUUGUUUGUACAGUUCAUACGUUUGUAAUGUUUGUGAAUCUGUUUGUAUGUUUUGUCGCUCUAGUUUGUACUGUUCGUAUGUUUGUAUGGUUUGUACUGAUUGUAAGUCCGGUUUGUAUACUUCGUAUUUUUCCAUAAUACCCAAACUACCCUGUCAUUAAUUAAAUAGCCCUUCCCACUUUUUAACCAUCAGAUUGAUGUGUCCAGAUCUAAGGGUUGGGAGGGGCUUAGUCGCACCUGAUAGAAACCUACGGUUUCUAUUACUCCUACUAUUAUUAUUAGGUUUAUUAUUAUUAAGGUCUUUGAGUUAUAUUAGGAUAGUCUAUUAGGUUUUUCGGUCCUUUAGCUAUAAAUAUGUACUUUGGGUCUUUUAUUCAAUUAAGCAGAAAUUAAUAGAAAAGUUAUCUUCCCCCAAAUCCCUAAUUUUCUCCUCUCAAUCUCGUAUUCACCUCAACCUAGGCCGCCGGCUAUUCUACUCUUUCUUCCCCAAAUUCUCUUCUAAAUCCCUAAUUCCUACCAAUUCCCAAUUUUCCAUCCAAAUCGAUAGAUCCCUAGAAAUAGGUUUCUAUCAUCUGGUAUUAGAGUCCCGUUGCGGAUAUGAGUUCGUCACAACUCUCAACCGGGGACGGAUUCUACAUCCUAGUAUCGACGAUAAGGAGUUUAUCACCGCACUUAACCAGAGAAGGAGUGCGACUAGUGUUCGAAGAGAUGAAUAAUUCGAUUAGCCGACUCUCUGCGGAGAUGCAGAAACAAAAAGAAAAACGUGCCGCCAGAGAGAGCGCACUCGCUCUAGCUUUGGAUACAGCAACCGUUGAGCAAAUCACGGAGUGGCACCGGCAAUUAGCAGAGCGACGGCUAACGGCGGAGGAGAUAGUACGAGUCCCCUCGCCUUGGCAACCCAAGUCAUCAACCACCACAGUGGCGGCUUCACCACAACCACCAGCGGUGGAAACCACUACCGUUCGUGCUCAAUCCCGGCCGAUGACAACAUCAACAUCCGCCAAUAGGGUCAUGGCAACUUCGUCGGGGGAGACGAAUCGAAUCACCACCGCCACUGCCGGAGUUGUGGGCGAGCACCCUUCCACAGCAAACUACAUCAUAGGGAUUGGAAAAGUUGCUGAGUGCUUCUCUCAGAAGGCAUUCCCGACGAAUCCACCGACUUAUGGGUGGAAGUUUCGAAAGAAAAUGUUUGGGAUCAGAAAAGAAGAAACGCGGGCGGUUAGGAGCCCCGAGGUUCACAGAUUGUGGGCAGAGCUCCGCCUCGACAUAGAGCAACGACGCGGGAUGGGGACGACGGGCCGCAGAGUGGAAUUGCCCUCGAGAAUCGGGCGAGGGGUGCGACGGCAACCUUGUUGUCGGGUGGAUGGCUCGCUGACGAAAAGGGAGAGGAAGAAGCAACCAUGGAUGGACAAGACAACGACGUCGGGCACUGAGGGGGUACAACAGGCGACGAGGUCGAGAUCAUCUUUCACUAACCAGAUGAAGCUCCUGUCGUCGGACAAAAAGUUGAAGAAGGAGGGAGAGACAGAUGGGGAGCAGCCCGUGGAGCCAACCGACGAGGCGGCGAAGGGAGGGUCGAACGACCGGCGGAUUCAUUCAACGGCCUCGCGAAUCGAGCAAAUAACGCGACGAUCCGCGAGGGGCUUCUUCGCAUCGACGGCGCAGAGGGAGCAGGAGAAGAAGGCGAGCACGACGGCGCUGGGAUCGCCACCCUUUCGCCUGGUGGUUCGGUCAUGGAAGCAGGAAGAGGCUGUGAAGAAAACUGGCGGCGCUGUCACUUCUCUUCUCGCAAGCCAUGGGUGGUUAACCCUAGGUCGAGCGAACCAACAACCAGGCUGGGUGGGCUGGGCUGCGGUUCGGGUCACCGGAUCGGAUGGGGCUAGAAGUUGGGCUGGCAGUCCCAAAGAGUCAGCAGAGAAGGGUGUGCAUCAAAGGCUGGGCUUUGCUGGGUUUGAUCAUGUGCAGCGGGCCAAUGAAGAAUUAGAUGUCGGCCCGGCAAGGAAGAGGGAAGCUUGGAGCGAGUUGGGCCAGUGUGAUCCGCCGAAUGGGCCGCAACUUCAGAUGGAACAGGGUGCAAAAGAGCUUAGAAGUAGGCCAAUAUUAGAGGAUCGUGGGCCGAGUCAAUUGAGACUUGGGCUGCGAAUCUGCUAUCUCAUUAAGUCUAUUUUGCAGGGUAAGGUUGAGCCCACUAUGGGCUAUGAUUUGAAGGAGAUGAGUUGGAAAGAAAAAGAAGAUGGGCCAAGUUUGGGAGGGAUUAAGUCCAACUUGGGCUUUGUCUUGAAGAAGGUAGGUUUGGCGGGAGUUGAUUUGAUAGAUGGGCGUGUAAGUGAGUCAAGUCCACACGAAAUUGAAAAGAGGAAGGGAAAGAGGAAGCUAGACGGUCCUGCCUCAUUCCGUCAAGCAAUUGUGGGUCGAGCCAAAGAUGAAGGAGGAGAAGGCCGGGAGAAGCUAUGUGUUAUUCUUGCCACUAAGUUGAUGGAAAAAUUCAUGGAGUAUUACCAUGAAGACCCCAAGUUGGAGCAGAAAGUAGAAAGAUUCUCUGAUUCUUAUUUCGUGAAUUUCGAAAAGGAAGAUGACGAAUUGUUCGGCUAUGAAGAACGUGACGUGUGUCACGUGAUUCGAGAUGGGUCAACAAAAGUUGAAGUUAUGCGAGAAGAGUUCCUUCGUGGGGUUGAGCGCAAUUGGAAGAGAAGGAAACGCAACGCACGAGGAAGCCGACAACUAGCUCUGGCUGAAGCGUAGGUCAAGUCGAUCAACCGUGCGGGCAACGUUGGUCUCUAAGCGGGAGGAGAUGAUAGAAACCGUAGGUUUCUAUUACUCCUACUAUUAUUAUUAGGUUUAUUAUUAAUAAGGUCUUUGAGUUAUA
Linum trigynum is the source of this 4419-nucleotide messenger RNA. The record is from the annotation of a GenBank genome assembly. NCBI's taxonomy places the organism in Eukaryota, Viridiplantae, Streptophyta, Magnoliopsida, Malpighiales, Linaceae.